GAAUCCGUUCUCUCUGGGAUGUGUCGCUUUGGAAAUCUGUCUUUGUUGCUCUGGGAGAGAGGACUCCUGGAAUGUGUCUGUGAAUAAAGACUAGCCGAAGGUGUGAAGUGACUAGAUGGGAGCAAAGGAGGAAAACUAGGGAAUGGAAGAUACUGUGGCCUCAUGAAUAGGAAUGUCUGCCCAUAUGUCAGGAUUGGAAAUAAUGGAUGAAGAUCAAUUAAUCAAAGAAGUCUUGGAUAAAUUCCUUAAAUGUCAUGAGCAAACAUAUGAUGAAGAAUUUCUGAACACUUUCACUCAUCUUUCACAAGAGGAUCAUGUGUCCAAAAAGGGAGUGUUUGGAACUGAUUCUUCAGAAAACAUUUUUACCUCAGCAAAAGUUACUCAUAAAAAUGAAGCAAAUGACUACCACCUUAGAAAUAAAACCAUCUUUCUUCAUACUUCAUCACAAUGUUUGAAAGAACAGGUAGAUAAUUUCCUAGAUUUAGAAGAUUUGGACGUGGAUGAAGAGAUUAAACCCCAAAUGAGUGAGGAUUUGCUGCUGCUUCCGGGAGAAGUGGAGCAGGAUGUAAGCACCAGCAUUCCUUCCUGUAUCCCUUUUGUGGCCCAGCCUCCUACCUGUGAAGUGAAGCCAAAGCCCACUGUAAAAAGAAUGGACAAACAGACGGAAGAGAUACUUGGAGAUGAAGUUCAAGCCUUUUCACUUGAUGAAGAAUUUGAUUAUGACAAUGUGACGCUAACCUCCAAGUUUAGUCCUGCAGAGAUAGAGACCAUCAAAGAGCUAUGCAAGCAGAAGAGAAAGGACACCAGCCCAGACUUAGAGGAACCCUGUGACUGAUUCACAGAGGCAUGUUUUGUGUGUGUGCUUAUUUUAAUUUUGUUCUUAUUCAAGCAACAUUAGAAUAAAAGAUAAACCUACUAUAAUUCCCUUUGUGGAAAUUUA
Messenger RNA from Nomascus leucogenys (northern white-cheeked gibbon), 940 nucleotides. RefSeq names its product intraflagellar transport associated protein (gene IFTAP). Gene Ontology annotation, cellular component: cytosol; 9+0 non-motile cilium. Gene Ontology annotation, biological process: spermatogenesis; acrosome reaction. NCBI's taxonomy places the organism in Eukaryota, Metazoa, Chordata, Mammalia, Primates, Hylobatidae. The record is from RefSeq and is a predicted model, not a curated record. Gene Ontology annotation, molecular function: intraciliary transport particle A binding.